UCCCCAGUUGAGGUCCCCCUCCAUUUGUGUUGCUGUCCUGUCUCCUGGGAGCUUCUUUGAAGGGUGCAGUUGCCACCUUAUCAUGGGAUCCAGGAGUUUCAAGAUCUAGCCACAGAUGCAAUGCCACCAAAGAACAGACUCGUGAGAAUUUCUGAUAAGGAAAAUAGAGUUUGUCCAAGCCAGACCUGUGGUUUCCAGCGCUUACUUUCUCCUACUUUGAAGAUAUAAAAGCAGGAACCAGGACAGGAACACACCAGAAGCUCACCCCAGGCUGCACCGCUGGCACAAUGCAGGCCCUGCUCUUCCUGAUGGCUCUUGUCUUGCCUUCUGGAGCUGGAGCUGAGAAAUCACAGUCACCCUUGGAGCCCAUGACGUGAGCAAGCGAGAAUCCACACAGCAGAAGCUAAAAGUCGAAAAGCAAAUCAUUCACAAAAAUUACAAUUUCUUUUCCAAUAUUCAUGACAUCAUGUUACUGAAGCUUGAAAAACAAGUUGAGUUGACUCCUGCUGUGGAUGUAGUUCCUCUGCCCAGUCCUUCUGACUUUAUAGACCCUGGGACCAUGUGCCAGGCAGCUGGAUGGGGGCAAACUGGAGUGACAGAUCCUACCUCAUAUACAUAUACACUGAGAGAAGUUGAAUUGAGAAUCAUGGAUGUAGAGGCCUGUAAAAUCUUUAGUGAUUAUGACUAUAAUUUCCAGAUGUGUGUGGGCAGUCCUGGAAGGAUGAGAUCACCAUAUGAGGGAGACUCCGGGGGGCCACUACUGUGUGCUGGUGUGGCCCAUGGUAUUGUAUCUCAUGGACGAGAAGAUGCAAAGCCCCCUGCAGUCUUCACCCGAAUCUCCCCAUAUGUGCCCUGGAUUAAUAUAGUCCUAAGUGCAAGUAGCUGAAAAGCCUGACCUGCAUGAGUCAGACUCUCCAAGCCUGAGCUCAUCUGGUACACUUUGGGUUCAACAUAGCCUGUCUCAAACAGUCCCUAGACUGUCCCCAGCUGUCUCGAAGACAAUCUCAAAGAUAGAGAAGUCUGUGAUGGUAAAGCACCUCAAUAAAAACAUAACU
Messenger RNA from Rattus norvegicus (Norway rat), 1055 nucleotides. NCBI's taxonomy places the organism in Eukaryota, Metazoa, Chordata, Mammalia, Rodentia, Muridae. The record is from RefSeq and is a predicted model, not a curated record.